GCUUUCCUGAAUCAUGUGGGCCAAGAUCCAUGUUCUCCACACAAUAAUUGUUGGAAAAGUUGUCAAGACUUAUUGAAUCAAUCUCUCCAUAUUGACAAAGUCAUUGAAGCACAAACUCUAGAGAUGAAGGAAGGUAACCGCUUACGGGUUAUGACCUCUAUUGAUGUUGUUCGGUGGUUGGCUUCACAAGGAUGUGCUCUACGAGGUCAUGAUGAAUUCUCUAGUUCUAGAAAUCGAGGAAGCUCAAGCACUUGAAAUUGCAAGAAUGUUGGAAAUUGGUGAGCUUGAAACAGGCAGAGGACUUAAUCAGGUUGGUACGUUACAACGAGCUGGGGAAACUCGAUGGAGCUCGCAUUUCAGUUCUGUUUGCAGUUUGAUUAGGAUGUUUGCUGCAACUUGUUUUGUUUUAGAAGAUGUUGAAGAGAAUGGCAAUAACUAUUCUACUCGUGGAGAUGCAGCUGGAGCACUUAAGAAGAUUAAAUCUUUUGAUUUUGUUUUCUUGUUGCAUCUUAUUAAAGAAAUUAUGAGUAUUACAGAUCUUCUAUGUCAGCAUCUACAAAAGAAGUCCCAAGACAUAAUAAAUGCUAUGCAUUUGGUGUCAAGCACCAAAAUGUUGAUCCAAAAGUUAAGGGAAGGUGGAUGGGAUAACUUCUUAGAAAUUGUUAAAGUGUUUUGCCAAAAGCAUGAGAUUGAAGUUCCUAAUAUGAAGUCUCCUUAUGUGGUAAAACGCAAACGCCAUGAUCAAGAAGGGUUUGAUAUUGAACGUCACUAUCGGGUUGAUAUGUUUUACGCAGCCAUAGAUUCACAAUUGUUAGAGCUGAAUAACAGAUUCAAUGAACAGAUUAUGGAUCUUCUUACUCUUAGCUGUGCUUUGGAUCCUAAGGACUCAUAUAAGUCCUUUAACGUUGAUGAUAUCUGUUCUUUAGUGGAUAAAUACUACCCCUUUGAUUUUAUUGAGCAGGAGAAGGUGGGCUUGAGGUUUCAAUUGCAACAUUAUAAGCUCAAUGUUCUAAACCAUCCAAAGUUGGC
Cuscuta europaea is the source of this 1029-nucleotide messenger RNA. Lineage: Eukaryota; Viridiplantae; Streptophyta; Magnoliopsida; Solanales; Convolvulaceae. The record is from the annotation of a GenBank genome assembly.